Mya arenaria is the source of this 3690-nucleotide messenger RNA. RefSeq names its product scavenger receptor cysteine-rich domain superfamily protein-like. The transcript has 23 exons. The coding region runs from base 1 to 3690 and encodes 1229 amino acids. Gene Ontology annotation, cellular component: membrane. Gene Ontology annotation, biological process: cell-matrix adhesion. The record is from RefSeq and is a predicted model, not a curated record. Lineage: Eukaryota; Metazoa; Mollusca; Bivalvia; Myida; Myidae.
AUGAGGCAUAUUUAUUUUGGAAAAGGAUCAGGGCCAGCUUUGAUGAAUAAUGUUGACUGUGCCGGAUCAGAAGACCAUAUAAAUAAUUGUUCCUAUAACUCUCCCAAUUUAUAUUGCGAUUGGGAUGAAGACAUUUCCUUAUUAUGUACAGAAUGUGGAGUCAUCGACAUCAAGAAAGGAAACAUAGAAUCAUAUAAUUCAUCCACAAAUGUACUGACUGUUGACUGCCAUUCAGGAAUAACCAUUGAAUACAUAUGCCUCAACAAUGGAACGUGGAUGACCAAUGAAGAAUGUCCUUUCCUUCAAGAUAUACGACUUGUUGACGGAGUCGGCAUUUACGAUGGUCGAGUCGAGGUUCUAUACAACGGGACAUGGGGAACCAUAUGCUAUAACAACUAUCGUACUCAAAACACACGCGUCAUUUGUAGAAUGCUUGGGGCAUCUCGUUAUACGGAGUCGGCACACGCAGGCGGGAUUGGUCCUAUUCAUAUUGAAAACCUAUAUUGUGGAGGCAACGAAAUUAAUCUGACUGCAUGCGUAUACGAUGACCGUGAUGAAUGUUCGCACAGCAACGACCUUGGAGUUACAUGUUGUCUAUCAAACAUACCUCUAAACGUGACGGGUGUUCGCCUUACCAAUGGAACCAGUAAAUAUGACGGCCGUGUAGAAAUCCAGGAAAACUACGAUUACUGGGGAACAGUAUGUGAUAGAGAUUUCCAUUAUUCAGUCGGGAAUACGCUUUGUCGAAUGAUGAACAUGUCGCUAUUGGACUAUUAUGGCGGAUCUAAACAUGGACCAGGCACAGAUCUAAUGAGCUUCAGUAAACUUCGUUGCGCUGAUGACGACUAUCACAUAAGGAAUUGCUAUCAUUCGACUUGUUACUAUUGCAGUUUAUCUCAAACAGUGUCCCUACUAUGCUCAGAAUGCGAACCUCCGAAAGAAGACGGAGAAGUAACAUACUCGACAAACGGAACCAUUGCAACGGUGCAUUGUCACUUUGAGUAUUUGCCGGAUGAUCCUGUAAUUGAAUGUAUCGAUGGGAAUUGGUCGCAAAAUGGAGUCUGUGAUUUUUACGGUCCUACGUUAAACAUAUCGUCUGUACGUCUUGUUGAUGGUGACGGAAUUUAUGAAGGUCGUGUAGAGAUUGAGGUUAACGGAACAUAUGGCACCAUUUGUGAUAGCUUAUUUGACCUGGAUGACGCAGAAGUGAUAUGUAAGACCUACAAUCGAAGUUUCGGCGCGGCUUAUUACUUUACGGGAGCUAGAUUUGGGAAAGGGUCCGGUCCAAUUCAUAUUGAUCGGCUCUUUUGCGGCAAAUUGGACACGUCACUUUUCCAAUGUCCAUAUCAUUCAAUCGGGUUCUGUGAUCAUUCAAGAGAUGUUUCGCUCGUGUGCAAUGAAUGCGGUCAACCGGAUAUUGCCUUUUGGGGAAUCGGAUAUUUCACAUACAGUGGCGCAGCUUUGUACGCCGACUGUUCAUAUUUUAGGACUUACGUUGGUGAAUUAAAAAUGACGUGCGACCAUGCAAACAGAACAUGGGUUACAGAAGGGGAAUGUAAACAAUUCAGUAGACCACUCAAUAUACAAGACGUUCGCCUUUUUGGUGGCCAGAGUGAAAUGGAAGGAAGAGUUGAGAUCAAGUCCAUGGAUAUUUGGGGCACUAUUUGCAAAGAUGGAUUUGACAUGAAAGAGGCUGAUGUUAUUUGCAACAUGAUUGGCUUCCCUCCAGCACAAGCCGUGUAUUUGAAUGGUGAAUAUGGCGCAGGUACAGGGCCGAUAUUUGUCGACGAUCUUUCAUGUGAUUCAUCGGACACACACAUUAACAAUUGUUCGUAUGUAACAUACGAUGACUGUUUACACCUGCACGAUGUUGGCGUAAAAUGCACAAGAUGUGAUGAUCCUACGCCAAAUCAUGGCUCAAUCAACGGGACACAGUUUUCAUUCGGCACAGUUUUAGAAGUAUCUUGCGACUACGGACACUACUUAAUAGGCGAUCAAUACAUAACUUGUCAGGGGAACGCUACAUGGAGUAGUAGACCGGAAUGCCAUCUAAUUGAUUGCGGCGACCCAACACCAGAAAACGGGAGGAGCAAUGUUUUACAGACCACAUUAAAUGAAGUUGUAAACAUUGCGUGUGACGAGGGGUAUAACAUCUCGGGGAGCUCAGUAAUACAAUGUCAAGAGAAUCUGCAGUGGUCAGAUGACACAACAUGUGUUAUUGUGGAUUGUGGGCCAUUAGAGGCUGAACAUGCACGGGUUGAUAUUGAGAAUGUUACAACGUAUGGCGAGAUAGCCCUUGUUAGCUGUGAUACUGGUUAUCUACCUCAGGGGACAACUCCAGUCGAAUGUCGUGCGAACGCAACGUGGAGUGGCAUUCCUUCCUGUGAAAUUAGAGAAUGUGGAGAUCCAACCCCUAACAUGGGCCAGAGGAACACCACCGUAACCAAGUACGGAACUAUUGUAUUGAUAUCAUGUGAAGAGGACAUAGAGAUAACUGGUAACCCAAUCAUAGAAUGUCAGGCUGACGGAACCUGGAGCGAUAUUCCAGUCUGUGACUCUUCAGACUGUGGGCCACCAUCCAUUGCUAACGGACAAGCCACAACAUCUGGUGACACAACCUUUGGAAACAAUGCAACAAUUGUUUGCAACGCAGGUUACUCGCUUGAUGGCUCUGGUGAAAUCCUAUGCACAGUCUUUGGAUGGGAAAACGUGUCGUGUGUGCUUCAAGAUUGUGGAAAUUUAACUAUCGAAAACGGCGAAGUUCUCAUCUAUACUGGAACCAAAUUCGGAGACAGCGCAGAUGUGCAUUGUCUGCUCGGAUACAGUCUUAAUGGGGACUCUAGAAUAACCUGUUUGGAUGGAGGCGAUUGGAGUGACUACCCGAAAUGUGACAUAACAACUUGUCCUGAAAUUGAAACAUUGAUAAACGGUUUUAUUGACGAGCCAUGGUCAAGAACAUUUGGCUCCACCGUUACGUUUCAAUGCAGUGUUGGGUUUCUUCUGGUUGGAGAAAUGUCCAUAAAUUGCGAAAGUUCCGGAGAAUGGAGCACCGACUUUCCAACUUGUGUGAAGAAAUCACCCAUCGGCGGAGUUUGUGUCGACAAAAAUUACUGUUUGGCUCCUAAUGCAGAAUGUGAUGAAGGCGUUUGUUCCUGCAAGACUGGUGUUUAUGAUGACAGGACAAACCACUGCGACAGAAUGCCACUAUUUCGUUUUCACAACGACUCUUCAAAAAACGUUGCCGUCACGCAACAAUGUAGUAACCCUAUUAGAUUUCCACCAGGAAUACCCUUGUUCGAUCGGAUAAGAUACGAAAUAUAUGUUUGCUCUAGCGGAUACGUUAGUUUUGAUAAACCACACACCAACCCUACACCUCCGAACACCAGUGGCCUUACUGAUAGCGAUGGCAAUGGCUUCGACGAUGUUCCAAUUAUCGCUGUGUUCUAUGCUGAAAUGAACACACAAAGAUCCCAAUCAAUUUCAUAUCGAACGAUUGAUAUUUUGCAUGACUUUCCAUUCAGUGACGAACAGGAAAGAGAUAUCGAAAUGGUCAGAUAUAUCGUUAGAAAAUUCGAGUAUUUGCCAUCAUUUGAACCGAGGUUUCUGCUUAUUGCCGACUGGAACAAGGUUUCACCGCUUCAGAAUACAUAUCAGUCUUCAUCAAUAACGAGGGAUAUCGUAGAAAGGUAG